Paramisgurnus dabryanus is the source of this 1773-nucleotide messenger RNA. It is a transcript of the gene knstrn, whose product is annotated as kinetochore localized astrin (SPAG5) binding protein. Gene Ontology annotation, cellular component: microtubule plus-end; mitotic spindle; centriolar satellite. Lineage: Eukaryota; Metazoa; Chordata; Actinopteri; Cypriniformes; Cobitidae. The record is from RefSeq and is a predicted model, not a curated record. Gene Ontology annotation, biological process: mitotic sister chromatid segregation; regulation of attachment of spindle microtubules to kinetochore; spindle organization.
GCGGAAGUGACGCAUUUUAUUUUGAAAAUUCGUGGCGCUGAAUGAAAACGCAACUCUAAUCUUAUCUCUUCUCUCCACGUCGAUAUAACUUUCUUGUGAAGUGUGCACAGUCAUGAAGAAAGCUCAGGUGAAAGAUACAGCCAUCCCUCCACAGACCGGUGUGGCAUCCAGAGCAGCAAAUGCCAAAAACGAUGUUGACAAUAAGAAGAACCAGCCCAGAUCUCUAAAAGUGCCAACCACAAGGUAUGGACAGCAAAAUGACUUGAGGGAGCAGAAUCGAAUCUUGACUGCGACAAAUGAAGACCUGCAGAGACAGCUUGAAGAAAUGAAGGAAACAGUGACUGAACUGAACCAUCGAUGCUCGGACCUCCAGGGAGAAAACGGAGAGAUUCAGAAACAGCUGCGAGACUGUCAUGUCUUACUUGUUGCGGAAAAUCUCGACCCAGUUUCAGGAGAAAAGUUGGGCCAGACCGCACAACAAAAGGAUGAAGAACGAAAAGAAAUAAUGACUGUUUCCCAAAAUCUUUUGAGUGAGCUUAAACUAUUUGGUGAGAUGGCGCUGGAGCAAACAGCUAAUUUAAAUGAAGUGCAGCACACCAUGAGAGACCUGACGGAAGCUCAUGAAAAGCUCCAGCAGGAACGGGCGUUGUUCAGUUUGGAUGUGGAGGAAAUGGAGAAAGCUUUGGCAGAUGCAGAGAGGCUCUUGAUAGAGUAAAUGAAAGAAACUCUUUUGUUGGCCAUAAGUACUGUUAAACCAUAUGGUGGCGUUCCAAGAGCUGUCAAUCUAAAAACCUAAGAGAAAACCGGGAAAAAAAACAACAACAUCUGAACAGAACUGCAAUGUAGUCGGUUAAAGGUACAUGCACACUGUUAUCAAAACCAGAUUUUUUAAAAAUACUGUUUUUUUUUUUAUUAAUGGAUUGUUCACCCUAAGAGGAAAAUUCUGUCAUCGUUUACUCACCCCAAGUUGUUCCAACCCUGUAUACUAUUUCUUUGCUGAACACAAAUGAAGAUAUUUUGAAGAAUGUUUGUAACCAAGCAGAUCUGGGGCACCACUGAUUCCGAUAGUAGGAAAAAAAUACUAUGGAAUUGAAUGGUGCCCCAGAUAUGUUUUGUUAUUAACAUUGAAAUAUAUACAGGUUUGGAACACCAAUGGGGUGGGGUUAAAUGAUGACAGAAUUUACUUUUUUCUUUUUGUGAACUUUCCAUUUUUAACUUAUAAAACAAUACUCUUGUUAUAGAGAUGUUAGUUGAUGUUACAAUAAGAAAUGUAAAUAUAAAAAUUUUGAUAUAAAAUGUAAAUAAGCACUUACAAAAAAAGGCAUAUAUCAGAUGUUAAUUUCUGAUUUGAAUGCUGUUUAGAAACAUAAGAAAUUAAUAAAAGCUAAACUGACUUUUGUAUGUUAACUAUUGUUUUUGUUCAUAUUGUGUCUAUUUCUGUUUAAAUUUAGCCAACAUGCCUAUAAUAGGCUAUAGUAGUUAAAACUUGUUUAGGGCAGGUUUUAUUGUGACAACUUAUCCUAUAUAUUGUGCAGUGGCGGCUGGUGACUUCUCUUCCAAAGGGCACAAAUCCCAAUAAUUAGGAAUGCACCGAUAGGAUUUUUUGGGCCGAUACCGAUUUAAACAGACAACUUCUGGCUGAUGCCGAUACCGAUAUUAAACACUUGUAUACAAUACUAUACAGUUGGUCUAUUAGCUAGUUUAUUUCUGCAUCAAAUUAUUUUUACUGAACAUGGAUUGGGUCUAAUUAACAUUCAACUGACCAACAUAAUA